GGGCCGCGCGGCGAAGAUGGAGGAGGAGGCGGGGGGGCGGCGGGGCGCGCGCCGGGCGGCACCGGGGGGACCCCAGGGCUCCCGGGCGGCGCGGGCACAGCCCCGGUGCCCCGGGCGGCGCUGACGGAGCCGCGCCUGUGCGACCCCCCCCGGCACCCGCGGGCCACCAUGGACCCCCAGAGCGACACAGAGGGGGGGUCCGGCCCUGAGCCCCCGCUGGAGCUCCUGCCCCGUGUCCCGCUGCUCGCUGCCCUGCCCGCCCCAGCGUGUCCGGAGGGCGCGGCGGGCGCGGGGCCCGAGGCGGGGCCGGGCGCGGGGCUGGCGGCGGCGCGGGAGCAGCAGCUGCAGCGGGAGCUGGUGGCGCUCAAGCAGCAGCAGCAGCUCCAGAAGCAGCUGCUGUUCGCCGAGUUCCAGAAGCAGCACGAGCACCUCACCCGCCAGCACCAGGUGCAGCUGCAGAAGCACCUCAAGCAGCAGCAGGAGGCUCUGGCCGCCCGGCGGCAGCAGGAGCUGGAGCAGCAGCGGCAGCGCGAGCGGCAGGAGCUGGAGCAGCAGCGGCUGGAGCAGCUGCAGCACAGCCUGCGCCCCAAGGAGCGGGGCCGCGACAGCGCCAUCGCCAGCACGGAGGUGAAGCUGAAGCUCCAGGAAUUCCUGCUCAGCAAGACAAAGGAUCCAGGCCCCCCCAACCAUUCCCUCCCCCAGCACCCCAAAUGUUGGGCUCACCACACCUCGUUGGACCAGAGUUCCCCCCCCCAGACCGGCAGCCCCGGGACCCCCCCGUCCUACAAGCUCCCCCUGCUCGGCACCUACGACGGGCGCGAUGAUUUCCCGCUCCGAAAAACCGCGUCGGAGCCCAACCUGAAGGUGCGCUCGCGGCUGAAGCAGAAGGUGGCCGAGCGCAGGAGCAGCCCCCUCCUGCGGCGCCGCGACGGCUCCGUGCUCAGCGCCUUCCGCAAGCGCCACGUGGAGAUCACCGUGUCCUCGGUUUGCAGCAGUGCCCCCGGGUCGGGGCCCAGCUCCCCCAACAGCUCCCACGGUGCCCACAACGGGCUGGCGGCGUCUGUCCCCAACAUCCACAGUGAGCAGCUCCUGCCCCAGCCCCACGCCCUGGCCCUGGACGGGGCCCAGCUCAGCCUCUACACGUCCCCAUCGCUGCCCAACCUGUCCCUGGGGCUGCAGGCCACUGUCACCGUCACCAGCGCCCACCUCCCCGUGUCCCCCAAGCUGUCGCCGCAGGCGGAGGGCGAGCGGGGGGUGCCCCCGGGGGUGUCCCCGCUGCGCCCCGGGGCCGCCCUGCCCGGCAAGUUCCUGAGCACGUCGUCGAUCCCCGGCUGCCUGCUGGGGGUGGCCCUGGACGGGGACGGCGCGCCCGGGCCGCCCUCGCUGCUGCAGCACGUGCUGCUGCUGGAGCAGGCGCGCCAGCAGAGCACCCUGAUCGCGGUGCCGCUGCACGGGCAGUCCCCGCUGGUGGCGGGGGGUCGCGGGGGGGGUCCCCGCGGGAGCGCAGCGCCGCGGCACCGCCCGCUGAGCCGCACGCAGUCCUCGCCCCUGCCCCAGAGCCCCCCGGCGCUGCCCCACGGCGCCCUGCAGCAGCAGCUCCGCGACAAGCAGCAGGGCCCGCUCGGCAAGCUGCUCCCCAAGGGGGCCGAGCUGGCGCGGCAGCCCCCCACGCACCCCGAGGAGACGGAGGAGGAGCUGACGGAGCAGCAAUCGCCCCCCCCGGCGGAGAGAGGCCCCCCGGGACCCCCGCUGGCGUCCCCCGAGACCGGGGACCCCCCGGAGCAGCCGCAGGACCCCGAGGGCUGCCAGGAGCCGGGGGACAGCGGCGACGAGCCCGAGCCCGGAGGGGACCCCGACGUCACUGAGCUGGGGGUCACCUACAAGCAGGUGUUCCCCGAGGCGCCGCUGCCGCUCUUCCCCGCGCCCCCCCUGGGGGUCCUGGCGCUGCCCCACCCCGCCCUGGGGCGCACGCAAUCGUCCCCGGCCAGCGUCAAACCCCCCCCGCCCGAGGGGCCCCCCAAGCACCUCUUCACCACAGGCGUGGUGUACGACACGUUCAUGCUGAAGCACCAGUGCACGUGCGGGAACACCACCAUCCACCCCGAGCACGCCGGCCGCAUCCAGAGCAUCUGGUCCCGCCUGCAGGAGACGGGGCUGCUGGGCAAGUGCGAGCGCAUCCGCGGCAGGAAGGCGACGCUGGAGGAGAUCCAGACGGUGCACUCGGAGCACCACGCGCUGCUCUACGGCACCAGCCCCCUCAACCGGCAGAAACUGGACAGCAAGAAGCUGCUGGGUCCCAUCACUCCGAAGACGUACGCGGUGCUGCCGUGCGGGGGCAUCGGGGUGGACAGUGACACGGUGUGGAACGAGCUGCACUCGUCCAGCGCGGUGCGCACGGCCGUGGGCUGCCUGCUGGAGCUGGCCUUCAAGGUGGCCGCGGGGGAGGUCAAGAAUGGCUUCGCCGUCAUUCGCCCCCCAGGCCACCACGCCGAGGAGUCCACGGCCAUGGGCUUCUGCUUCUUCAACUCCGUGGCCAUCUCGGCCAAGCUGCUGCAGCAGCGGCUCAGCGUGGGCAGGAUCCUCAUCGUGGACUGGGACAUCCACCACGGCAACGGGACGCAGCAGGCGUUCUACAGCGACCCGCACGUGCUCUACAUCUCCCUGCACCGCUACGACGACGGCAACUUCUUCCCGGGCAGCGGCGCCCCCGAGGAGGUGGGCAGCGGGCUGGGCGUGGGCUACAACAUCAACAUCGCCUGGACCGGCGGCGUGGACCCCCCGAUCGGGGACGUGGAGUACCUGACGGCGUUCAGGACCGUGGUGAUGCCCAUCGCCACCGAGUUCUGCCCGGACCUGGUGCUGGUCUCCGCCGGCUUCGACGCCGUCGAGGGCCACCUGUCCCCGCUGGGCGGCUACUCCGUCACCGCCAAGUGUUUCGGGCACCUGACGAAGCAGCUGAUGAUGCUGGCGGGGGGCCGGGUGGUGCUGGCGCUGGAGGGGGGGCACGACCUGACGGCGAUCUGCGACGCCUCCGAGGCCUGCGUGAGCGCCCUGCUGGGGCUGGAGCUGGAGCCCCUGGACCCCGCCCUGCUGCAGCAGAAACCCAACGAGAACGCGGUGGCCACGCUGGAGAAAGUGAUCGAGAUCCAGAGCCGGCACUGGGGCUCCGUGCGCCGCUCCGCCGCCGCCGUGGGGCGCUCGCUGCUGGAGGCGCAGCGCGGGGACAGCGAGGAGGCCGAGACGGUGACAGCGCUGGCCCUGCUGUCCGUGGGGACCGGGACCGGGACCGGGACGGGGACAGCGACAGCGACAGCGACAGCGACAGCGACGGACGCGCAGAACAGGCCAGCAGAGGAGCCGAUGGAGGCCGAGCCCACGCUCUGACCCGCCCGAUCCUCGGGAAACCCAAGGAACUCCGGGAAGAGAAAAACACACACACACACACACAAAAAAAAAAAAAAAAAAAAAAAAAAAAAAAAAAUCACAGUAAAAGAAAAAAAAAAUCCAAAACACACAGAAAAAAAACACUAAAAAAAAAAAAAAAAAAAAAAAAAAAAAAAAGGCAGAAAUCGAAAGGAAAACCAGAAAAAAAAAAAAAAAAAAAGAGGAAAAUAUUUUCUUUUUCUAUUAAAAGAGGAGAAAAACACAAAAAAAUCCCCCUGCCCGUCCUGUGCCCCCUCCCCGCGGUGUUUGCGGUCGUGUCUCUUGUGCAGCAGCGGUUCCACCAGCACCCCCCACUGUCCCCAACUGUCCCCAACUGUCCCCUCGUGUCCCCCCGUCCUUCAGCUCCCCCCGGGGCUCCUCCAGCUUUUUUUUAGGGUUUUUUCCUUUUUUUCCCCCCAUUUUUGUGUCUCCCCCCUCUCGUUCCCUCCCUGGCUCCGGCAUCCGUCCCCCACCCGGGGGAGGCGAUGGGAAAUAUUUGUGCCUUUAAGUAAUUUUUUUUUUUUUAAUGCCUUAAUUUCCCUUCGUUUUGGGUUUUCUUAAAUUUUCUUGGGUUGUUUUUGUUUUUUUUUUCCCUUCGGCCUCCCCGUUUGGGACGGGGACACGAGACAAAGGGACGAGCCCUGUCCCCUCCCACCCCCCUCCCGUCCCUUUGUCACCCCGGGAUCAAAUUUGUCCUUACAGGAGAGGAAAAAAAAGAAAAAAAAAGAGGAAAAA
This is a messenger RNA of Oenanthe melanoleuca, 4158 nucleotides long. RefSeq names its product histone deacetylase 5 (gene HDAC5). Gene Ontology annotation, cellular component: histone deacetylase complex. The record is from RefSeq and is a predicted model, not a curated record. Gene Ontology annotation, biological process: negative regulation of transcription by RNA polymerase II; chromatin organization. Gene Ontology annotation, molecular function: histone deacetylase activity. NCBI's taxonomy places the organism in Eukaryota, Metazoa, Chordata, Aves, Passeriformes, Muscicapidae.